Larimichthys crocea (large yellow croaker) is the source of this 437-nucleotide messenger RNA. RefSeq names its product protein S100-P. Gene Ontology annotation, biological process: endothelial cell migration. The transcript has 2 exons. Gene Ontology annotation, molecular function: calcium ion binding; calcium-dependent protein binding; transition metal ion binding. The record is from RefSeq and is a predicted model, not a curated record. Lineage: Eukaryota; Metazoa; Chordata; Actinopteri; Sciaenidae. Gene Ontology annotation, cellular component: extracellular exosome; cytoplasm. The coding region runs from base 98 to 406 and encodes 102 amino acids.
UCUCCUCUGCCACUCCUGACACACCUACCGCUCUGUGGACUGCUGCUGGUCUCUGAUUUUCCUCUCUACGGUAUUAACCACCUCUAAAGCAUCAACCAUGAGCCAGCUAGAGACAGCCAUGAGCACGCUGAUCCAGACCUUCUAUAAAUAUGCUACCGUCCAGGGCAAACCGGACACCCUAACCCAAGCAGAGUUCAAGACUUUGCUGGAGAAAGAGCUGCCUGGCUUGAUCAAGCCAGAAAAUAACCCAGAGAAAGUGGAAGAGCUGAUGGAAGGUCUGGAUUGUAACGGAGACAAAGAGAUCGACUUCACUGAAUUCAUGACUUUUGUUACUGUUGUCAUCUACAGCUUCAACGAGGUCCUUAGAAGUUUGAAAUUAAACCCUUUGAGUGACUGUUCUCUGUAAGAACUGAAUAAAAAAGAUGCAUUUACCCAGA